This is a messenger RNA of Centruroides sculpturatus (bark scorpion), 2911 nucleotides long. RefSeq names its product transcriptional repressor p66-alpha-like. NCBI's taxonomy places the organism in Eukaryota, Metazoa, Arthropoda, Arachnida, Scorpiones, Buthidae. The record is from RefSeq and is a predicted model, not a curated record. The transcript is spliced from 3 exons. Gene Ontology annotation, cellular component: NuRD complex. Bases 86 to 1876 code for a protein of 596 amino acids. Gene Ontology annotation, biological process: negative regulation of transcription by RNA polymerase II.
UUUAGCAUUAUAAAAGUGGAGGAAGUGUGAAACUUUGGAGUAAUAUUACUUUUAAUUUCAUGCACUGAUAUUUUUCUAUUGCAGCAUGAGAACUGCAUCUCGAAUCAUGACCAGUAAUAGAGAUUCUUCCUAUCAUUCUAAUUUUCCAGAAAAUGAAACAAUAGAUUUAAGUAUUAAAAGAAAGGUUCCUGUGGAACUUGAAACAAAUCUUGAAGGACCAUCAUCAUCAGGCAAAAGCAAUAAAGAAAUAGGUGUUGUUAUUAAAAAAAGAAAAUCUUUAAGUUUUCAAUAUUUGGAUAAAUCACAUGUGAGGUCUCAGCCUUCAAGAGCUGCUCGCUAUACAGAAUCAUAUAGUUUAAGUGCUAGUUCUUCACCUGAUGUAGUUGUUUUGUCUGAUGAAGAAAACAUGCAAUUAAAUGGACAUGUUAAUGGUUUUGAAAGUGAUUCUCGACCAGAAUCAUCUGAUUCAGAAGCUGUGGAAUUGCCCCUUCCUCCUUUAUCGAGAGAGUUAACAAAAGAGGAAUAUUUAGAACGACAGAAAAAAAUAUGGAAGUUACGGGAGAAAUUGAGAACUGAAGAAAUGAAAUUAGUGCUUCUUAAGAAACUUCAUCAAAGUCAACUAAUGAAAGAGACUUUAUUGAAUUCAUCAGGAACAAUUUCAGGAAAAUUAUCUUCAACAGGUCGUGUUGGAAUAGCACCCACAACUCCUCCUCCUCCUCUAGUUCGUAGCAGCCACAUGAGUUCACAUAGUAAAACAAGCAUGCAACAUCAUAAUCAGCAGUCUUCUUUAAUGGCAAGGGGACAAACUGGUCCGCCACCCUUAGUUAUUACAGGAAGGGGUCCAAAUAGUUUGCUACAGCAGUCAGUUAUAAGGCCAGGAAUUGGAUCAAGAAGCACACCACCUAAUGUGGUAAUGGCUUACAAUCUUCAAGGACAUCAAGGCAGUCAAGCAUCUAGUGUGCUAAAUCAGACUUCAACCAGCCCAUCUGCCCAUGCUUCUGGAAGUGAAAGAAUGGAUAAUCAGACCCCUGCUCAGAGACAAGCAGCUGCGAAAUUAGCUUUACGUAAACAACUAGAGAAAACUUUAUUGCAGAUUCCACCUCCUAAACCACCUCCACCAGAAAUGCAUUUUAUCCCUAAUGCUAAUAAUCAGGAAUUUAUAUGUUUGUUAGGAUUGGAAAAAGUUGUUGACUCUAUUACUGAUGGUAUUCAGGAUGGUCGAGCACCACCUGAACCAUUUGAAUGUGUACAGUGUGGUACUGAUUUCACUCCUGUUUGGAAAUGGCAAGAAUCUAGAGGUAAACAACCAUCUGUCAUUUGUGAAAUUUGUGUUACAUCAAAUAUCAAGAAGGCGCUAAAAGCUGAGCACACAAAUCGGCUCAAAACAGCAUUUGUAAAAGCAUUGCAACAAGAACAAGAAAUAGAACAACGCAUGUCACAGGCAGCUGUAAGUCCUCCUCCUCCUUCUACUACUCCUCAUAAUCGCAGCUCUACUCCUACUUCCAUAGUAGUUUCAUCCUCAGGGCAGCAGUCUGUAUCCAACUUUACAUCGUCACAUAGUCCAGUUCAUGGAUCAUUAUCUAGAAUUAGUAGCAGUGCUGUGGCAAAUUCAUCAGCUCUUCUUCAACACAUGCCAAAACUUUCUGUGGCUCAUCAGUCCUUACUUCAAGCUCAGGCUCAACAGUUGCAACAACUAGCACAUCAGCCUCAACCAGCUCACAUGAUUCCAUUUGCUCCUAUGUUAGCAGCCCAAGCUUAUUCCUAUCAAAUGCUUGGGAAAUCUCCUAUCACUUCAGCUGAUAUCCAAAGACAAUAUUUGUUGGACAUGAUUCCUCCAUGUUCUUUACCUCAAGGUACACUAAACUGGAAAACAUGAUUCUUCUAUUUCUUUAGUGUCUUCAAAUAUCUGAGAGACCGCUGCCAUUUCCUAAAUCCAAAGUCAUUUAUUUACAGCGAGAGAAUCUCAGAGUACAAUGGUGGAUCUGAUACCUCAAACUAUUGUGUGUAAUAUUUUAUCAUGAGAUUUUUUUGUAAACUUUCAUGGCUCAAAUGAUUUUUACACAACAGAUCUGCAAAUCAUUAUUCAUUUCUCAGCUAGUAUAAGGAAUAUGGCAUUUUUGUCACAGCACACUCCAAGUGUGUAACACUUUGUUUCUUCUCAAAGUAAUAUAUGGAGAUUAUCUUUUGGAAUCUGCAAAUUUUGUCUUAAUGUAGUAGACUAUAUUUUCAUAAAACAAGUUUCACACUCACAACAAUUUUGUGAAGUGGGUAUAUCUUACCAGCAAAGUUGCCUACUUAGAUUUUGCAUUAAGUAGAUUGCAGAAAUGUAAUGUAGGCAGUCACAACUUUCAGAUUGUUAAAUUAAGAAAUAUUAAGAAACAAGAAACUUUAUAAAGACAGAAUUGUGCAAUAGUUUCUUGAUACAUUAUUUUCAGUUAUUAUGCAAAUACAACACCAAUUUUUUUUAACUGAAAACAUUUUAGUAAUACUCAAAUCAAUAUGAUGCAAGGGAAAAUAAAUAUAUUUUACACCAUGUUAAAAAGUGCAAUAAUGUACAAGGAAAGUGAAAGCGAGAUGCACUUACUAUAAAUGUGUUAAACUGGUAUUGUUUCUCAAUUUGCUAUCUGCAGCAGGGAUUUAUCUUUAACCUAAUAAUCAGGCAUAUGAUUCCUCUAUCUGCUUCACGGCUUUGUUAAAUAACAAUAUUUGUCUUUGGUCCACAUAAACAAAAAUGUGCUUGUUUGGGUAGGGGUAUUUGGAUUCAUCCCAUCUCUAAUGUUGCGACUAGUACUGUAUCUACAUAUUCUGUAAUCAUUGUAUUUUAUUGAAUUUGAGGAAAAAAUUUUUUGUUUGACCAGCACAUACAUGUGUGCUGAUUAAUGUGUUGUAUAAUAGCAUGACAUUCAUAUUA